GAGCGAUUGAAUAAGAAAUGUACUCGUUGUUGUCGGCAAUUUCACAUUUCGUAUAGUUGCAAAAAUCUCAAUAUUCAAUUACACUUGACGGUAAUAAAAAGUGAACUUGGCUUAUGAUGUAGUUUUAGUGGUUGUGUUCACAAUAUCGGCACCUUCUUUGUUUUGAGAAUUAUAACGUAAGCGAUUAACAAUAGUUUAAACCACAAAGUAAACAUAAGUACAUUAACUCUUUUGUGCGAACUGCCCAGGAAAGGCAAAUCAGUAUGAAGAAAAUCGGCUCGGAAGAAAAAUGAAGACGAAUUUGUCCUCAACAAGUAUUACAGCAAAUGAAAGGCAACAAGCUAUAAACACUGAUAACAAAUCUAUAAGCCCAUGUUCUAGCCCUAGAAGUAGUCCUAGGCCAUCACCUAGACCACAAACUAAAAGGGAUCAUUCUAAAUCGGACAUACUUUUGACUGUAAAUUAUAACAAAGACCAAUCAUCAUUCAAGCAUGAAGGAUCUCCUUCUAGUCAGGAAGGUUCAAUUAGUGGUCGUCUAAGUAAUACAAGCAAUGUUGAAGUAACUCUACCGCAGGCAGAUACUAAGAGUGAAUCAGGUAGUAAUUCUAUAAGAGAUAAAAGGGACAGUAGAUCUAAGAAGAAAUCUUCUUGGUUCAACUUCUAUCCUUCGUAUAAGUCUAGAUCUGAGGACUUUAAGAGACUUUUCAAAGAAGUGCCUGAUGAUGAGAGAUUAGUAGUUGAUUAUUCCUGUGCCCUGCAAAAGGAGAUCCUUGUGCAAGGUAGAUUGUACGUAACGCAAAAUUAUUUAUGUUUCUACGCUAACAUUUUUGGAUGGGAAACUAAUCUUACGUUAAAAUGGAAGGACGUAGCUUCUAUAACCAAAGAAAAAACCGCUUUAGUUAUACCGAAUGCUGUGUUGAUAAGUACCAAGAGCGACAAGUAUUUUUUUACCAGCUUUGUUGCCAGGGACAAAACCUAUCUGAUGUUGUUUCGUUUUUGGCAAAAUGCUCUUAUGGAUCAACCUAUGUCUGCACAGGAAAUGUGGCAAUGGGUUCAUCAAUGCUACGGUACUGAACUCGGUUUAACUAGCGACGACGAAGAUUAUAUUGCCCCUGUGACAGAGGAGGACAAAUUUUCUGUCAAAUUAUCAGACUCCUUUACAGAGCAGGAGUGCAAUAGUGCUGUAGAAGGUUUAAUAAACCAGUUCAUUAUGGAAGAUAAAAUAAUAGAGGACGAUGCCAAAGAUGGCAUUGUUCUGGGACACAAACGAAAUGGGUCCGACUCACACAUUCCAACAGAUGUUACAGAUAAUUCUGAAUCUGAUGCUGAAAAGCCAAUAAAAAGAAACAAUUCCUUUCCCUUCCCAAGAGAGAAUUCCUUCUCCCUUCACACCCCACCAACCCCUGAUUCUGAUGACUGUGCUCCGGUUUUGGAAAGUCCAGAGUCUGAUGUUAGUGUACGAUGUACUUCUUCUCACGAAGGUAGACAAUUAAUGAACGAAGUCGUACCAAUACAUAUAGAUCAAUUAUUUACGCUUCUAUUCACCAGUUCCAAAUUUUAUUUAGAUUUCCACGCAGCUAGAAAGACAACAGACCUAACCCAGACGCCGUGGACCCAUAACCCUUUAGAUAAUAGUAAAUGUAGAGUCGUCAAUUCAACGGUAGCUCUUAGCCAGACUAUGGGUCCCAAAAGUGCUCAAGUCACUGAGACACAUACUAUGCUUCCGUGUAGUAAAGCAGGUAACCUUUAUUCCAUAGAUGUAGAUACAAUUAACGGAGGAAUACCUUAUGGUGAUAGUUUUUGUGUAUUGGCCCAUUAUUGUCUCCAAAAAGUAUCGGAAACUCAUAGCAUGAUUACCGUUUUCGCUCAAAUUAAAUACAAAAAGUCGGUUUGGGGAUUAGUGAAAGGUAUGAUUGAAAGGAAUUGCUGGGCGGGACUGGAAGACUUUUUUGCUCAUUUGGCGAGAGCAUUGCAUGCAGAGGGUGAAGAAAAUAUUCCAGAAUUGAAGAGGAAGUCGAAGCGGAAAAGAAGACUUCAUAGUAUUCCUAGAUGUAGUUUAGAAGAUGCUAGAAUAAGUGUGCCACAUAGGAAAAAACUUCAAGGUAGUGGAAUUUUUAGCACGGAUGUUUGUACCAUAAUAGUAUUCUUUGUUCUUAUUUUAUUAUUAAUAUUAAAUAUAAUUCUGUAUUACAAAUUGUGGUCGUUAGAAGAGACAUCUCCAUAUACUAUUUUAGACUUGCGCGAAUUAAAGAAUCCCCCUAAAUCUCACGAUGAAUGGAUCAGGUUGUUGCAACAGCAAGAAGCUUUGCAUUCAAUAGAGGCACAAAAAUGGCAGAGGAUAUUGAGAACUUCAAUACAACUCCUAAGACAGGCUGAGGAGUCACUGAAUGAAUUACAACGUUCAAUUCAUCCUACGUAUAGAAGUAAAGUGAUGUCUAUUAUACAAAACCAACAGGACGAGGAAGGUAAAGAAGAAAUGUAGAUAGUGUAAUUUAUUAAAUUAUCUAUUUUACGUCAUUGCGCACUGUGUUAUAUUUUUAGUCUAGAUCUAGAUUUUAUGAAUUGUUCCUGUACACACGAUGAAAAAAAUUGAUUAUGACGAA
Messenger RNA from Anoplophora glabripennis (Asian longhorned beetle), 2603 nucleotides. RefSeq names its product GRAM domain-containing protein 1B. Bases 290 to 2482 code for a protein of 730 amino acids. Gene Ontology annotation, molecular function: sterol transfer activity; sterol binding. NCBI's taxonomy places the organism in Eukaryota, Metazoa, Arthropoda, Insecta, Coleoptera, Cerambycidae. The record is from RefSeq and is a predicted model, not a curated record. The transcript has 13 exons. Gene Ontology annotation, cellular component: endoplasmic reticulum-plasma membrane contact site; plasma membrane; endoplasmic reticulum membrane. Gene Ontology annotation, biological process: intracellular sterol transport.